AUCAAGGUGACUAUCCUGCUCGAUGUGAUUUUCAGGAUGAUUUAUGCAACUGGAUUCAGGUUAACACUGAUGACUUUGAUUGGCUGCGUCAUAAAGGGUCUACAAGUACGCCAAACACUGGUCCGAAUAGUGACCACAGCGGCAAUACAGAUCAUUAUUACAUGUAUAUGGAAGCAACUGGAAACACAAUUUAUGACUCAACUAAACUUGCAUUAGCACAGCAAUUCAAGAGUACUACAGAUGGAUCAUGCAAGAUAAGAUUCUUUUACCAUAUGUAUGGUACCGACGUUGAUGAACUCAAACUGAAAAUGUUGACAAUGACAUCACACAGAGAAACAGAAAUCUUUAAACAAGAUGGCAAUGAAGGGGAUGCAUGGCACUUGGAGAAGAUAACACUGAACAGUAGUGAAAGUUUUCAGCUGUUUUUUGUUGCAGUUGUCGGGCGUAAUCAGUUUGCAGAUAUUGCAAUUGAUGAUAUUUCUUUCACAACAGGAUGUCAAUUAGACAAUAGCAGCUGUGCUCUUCCGGAAGAUACUCCUCAAUUCACGUGUCUCAAUAGCGGUGAAUGCAUCUCAGAAGAGCACACAUGUGAUUAUCACCAUAAUUGUAUUGAUGGAACUGACGAAGCACAUGAUCUCUGUGAUUCAAGACCAGGGCAGUGUGACUUUCAGGAUGGAUUUUGUUCUUGGAAGCAAUCUUGUCAUGAUGACUUUGACUGGAAGAGAAUCAAAGGUCAAAACUCUGUAGCGGGACCUUACAGAGAUCACUCACUAAGAAACAGUUUAGGUUUCUAUGCAUACAUUGAUGCUAGUGCACAACAAACCAAUGAAGUUGCUGAGCUAAGGAGUUUGACUUUAUCUACGUCUCCCACUGAGCUAUGCAAGAUUCGCUUCUACUACUACAUGUAUGGCACUAAUUUUGGAACUUUGAAAGUAAUUGUCAAAGAUAAAUAUUCUAAUGGAACAAUGGAGAAAUGGGCAAUUAGUGGUGAGAAUGCAAUUCGUCUUGUUGGAGGUUCUUCAGCACAUGAAGGUCGUGUAGAAGUGUGGUAUGAUGGACAAUGGGGUACAGUAUGUGAUGAUGAUUUUGGUACUAGUGAUGCCAGAGUCAUUUGUCUUGAAUUAGGUUAUCCAAAUGAGGAUGGCACAGAAAGUUUUGGUCCAGGCUCUGGUCCAAUCUGGUUGAGUCAUCUGAGUUGUCUGGGGAAUGAGGCAUCAGUGUUUGAGUGUCAUAAUGAUGGACUAUUCAAUCAUUUAGAUUGUGAUCAUUCUGAAGAUGCUGGUGUUCGAUGUGUGGCAUCAGGUCAAUCUUAUCAGAUUCGAUUGUCAGGAGGAAGAGAAAAUGUACCUUUUGAAGGCAGGGUUGAAAUUUAUCACAAUGGUGAGUGGGGAACGAUAUGUGAUCCAACAUUUGGCAACAGUGAGGCAGCUGUAGUCUGUAAUCAGCUUGGUUAUGAUGGACUCCAUGAGGUUAAACAUUUUGGACCUGGUGUUGAUCCUAUCCUGAUUGGUAGCAUUGAUUGCUGUGGCCAUGAAUCAUCAUUGGCAGAGUGUGAGCAUUCUAAUUGGGGUGUGCAUACUUGUAGUCAUUCCCAAGAUGUUGGUGUUAUAUGCAAAUAUGGACCACUGGAUUAUGAUGAUUACCAGGGUAGAUUGCAGAUUUAUCAUGAUCAUGAGUGGGGAACAAUUUGUUCUUUGGGGUGGACUACAAACAGUGCCACUGUCGCUUGUAAACAACUGGGCUUCAGUGUUGCUAUUGUUGAUAUUACAGAUGAAUUUGGAGAAGGUAAUGGACCCAUACACCUUAGUCAGGUACAAUGUAGUGGAACUGAGUCAAGUUUGUCAGCGUGUAAUGUACAGUGGGGUGGUAAUAGUUGUGAUCAUUCCAAUGAUGUUGGUAUCAAAUGUGCAAAUUCUCAGCUUACUCUGUCAUUAUUGACUGAUACAACACAUAACAAUGAAGGAUGCCUCCACUUACAAGAUAAUGAAGGAGAGAAACAAGUUUGCCUGAAUGGUGGAACACCUGAAACACUGACUGUCAUAUGCAGAGAGCUGGGAUUCAGCGCCUUUCACAGCUUAAACUCUACUAAAAAAUGUUCACCUAGUGGUUUAUCAAGAGUUAUGUCAUUGGCUAACUGUGUUGGUGAUGAGUUGCAGUUGACCUCCUGUUCAUCGUAUGCAUGGAUAUCAGCUAAAGGUCUAUUCUGUAGUGAUACUAAUGGGGACCGUGAAUUGGUAUGCACAGCUGAAAUGACAACAUCAGUAUCGUCAUUAUCUACUCAAUCACUGAUCAAAUCAACUGAUUUGACACCAACAUCUAAUCCUGUGGAGUGUAUAUUUAACAUCAUAACAACAUGUAACAACGUUCAGCAUUCAGCAACAUACAGCUGCACUGAUAGAAUUGCUAAAAUUUGGUCUCCAAAUCACCCAAAAAUCUAUGAGACAGAUAGAGAAUGUUCAUGGAAGGUGCAAUCAACCACCCAAGAUGCCAUUACUAUACAGUUUGAAGCAUUCAUGACUGAACCAAACUAUGAUUACCUCUAUAUCUAUGAUGGCAAUUCAGUUCAGAGUAAAUCUCUAGGCGAGUAUUCUGGAUCAAGAUUUCCACAAUCUGUUACAACAUCAACAAAUCAAGUCUACAUCAAAUUUGACUCAAACCAUGUGACAACGUUAUCAG
Messenger RNA from Saccoglossus kowalevskii, 2676 nucleotides. RefSeq lists its product as uncharacterized. Gene Ontology annotation, molecular function: protein binding; ubiquitin-protein transferase activity. Gene Ontology annotation, biological process: protein ubiquitination. NCBI's taxonomy places the organism in Eukaryota, Metazoa, Hemichordata, Enteropneusta, Harrimaniidae. Gene Ontology annotation, cellular component: membrane. The record is from RefSeq and is a predicted model, not a curated record.